Poeciliopsis prolifica (blackstripe livebearer) is the source of this 3460-nucleotide messenger RNA. Its product is annotated as tripartite motif-containing protein 5. The coding region runs from base 1675 to 3150 and encodes 491 amino acids. NCBI's taxonomy places the organism in Eukaryota, Metazoa, Chordata, Actinopteri, Cyprinodontiformes, Poeciliidae. The transcript has a single exon. Gene Ontology annotation, molecular function: zinc ion binding. The record is from RefSeq and is a predicted model, not a curated record.
ACCUGUGCUACAAGAGAAAAUAAAAGGUACACAUUCACAGCUAUAUUUUUCCGUGGACUUCUGAAAAGUUAAGUUGCUGAAAGUGAAGAAACUCAACUGGCCCAGAUUAGUUAUUUAGUGACACACAUGGAAGCCAGAAAACUGUCAAAAUCAGAUCUGAGGACGACAAGCGGACGGGUUUAAUAUCGACCCACCAAAGUAACGUUGGAACUUUUAGUCCAAUGGCGAAGAAAGAGAGAAGAAACGGAACAGCAGUUUGCUUCAAUAAUUAAUUGUAUCGUUUUUGACCCGCGGUGUAUAUCCUAAAAACAACGCUAACUGAACCAACAUCGUGUUCAUUAUUCAUAACUACUUACAGUAUGUCAGCUAAUUGGUUCGUCUGUUAGCUCGAGCGCGUUUCGCGUAUCAUUUUAGCUAGCCGGAGCCUCGUUAGCUUUAGCCAUCAACGGCUCUCCGGCUAAGAUUUGAGUCUCUUAGCAUUUGAGUUUCCCAACAGUGAGAGCACAAAAAAGUCGAUCUUGCCUGUUUGUUUUAAGCCGGAUUUGUUACGUCCUUCGACCGGGUCAGACCAAAGCGGGGGAAAGUAUGUCCUUUAGCUCCUGCUAAUCUUGUGAACCAACAUGUCUUCUCACCUGACGCAAAAUCGAGCGAGCUAGUGCUGCUCACGUUGUAACUUUCCCUUAAAAUAAGCAUUUUUUUUUAAAUCAAGGGAGGUAAAAUAAUUAUGGUCAGCUCUCUGCGAUAUAAAACAGUUAAUGGCACAAUUUCAUUCUAAAUAUAAGGACUGACUUUAACACUGUAGAAGUUUGUCUUCUAAAAAUGGAGAUUUUUAGAUUGGUUAAACUUCCAUCUAAGGGCUAAUCAAUGGGAAAAAAAGAAACAUUCAAACCUCUUGUGUUGUUUCCCAGUUUGUCACUUCGUGAUGCACUUUUUACUUUAUUUUAUGUAACAGCUCAGAUGGACACAAGAUUGUCAAACUUUUUGCAAAUGAAAAGGUACUCUGAGAUCUAAAAAUGAUAAGGUAUGCUGAAACUAUUUCCUUCUGAAGUGACAUACUGAAGCUCUACAGCCAUGUUUUCAUGGAAGAGUGGUAAGAAAAAAAAUAAAAGUCAUUGUUGAAAGAAAUUCCCAUCUGCAGUUUGCGAUAGGCCGGGCCACAGAAACCUGUGGAAGAAGGGUUUGUGGUUACAUUUCACAACAUGCAAUACCUUGUGUUGGACUGUUGUAUGAAAUCCCAAUCAGACACAAAGAGGCUUGUAGCUGUACAUGUGAAAAAAAUAUGAAGAGGUUUUGCGAGACACUAUUUAGACCUCCAGAAUGUUGAUAUUCUUUUGAAAAUGGUUUCAGUAAAAAAUAAAUGAAUAAACGAACAUUUACAGUGCUUUAGUUUUAACUGAAUUUACAUUUACAGUAUUGUUGACUGUUCCACAUUGAUAAGAACUGUAAAUCAUUUUUUCAUUCAAUGACACCAUUGUUCUUUUUUACUGUCGCUAAGCAAUAACGUUUUUUUAUGAUCAGUGCGGGUGGAUUAUUAACCAGGAAAUAAAAGAGCUGAUGACUUAACUGAGAGGAGUUAGACACAUUACACUUUUCGAGGACACUUGCUUCAGGAUCUUUAAGCAAGGAAAGAAACGCUAGAACAACUCCUUCGUGGAAUCGGAUCUUCCUGCGAACAUGUCUGACGCUGUCCAGAAAGAUCCAUCCAGCAUUCUGUGCGACAUGUGUGCAGGGGAGGAGAGGAAAGUAGCACGGAAGACCUGCAUGAAAUGUGAGAUCUCCAUGUGCGUCCAGCACCUGGAGGCCCACCUCACCACACCUGUGUUACUGCAGACUCAUCCUCUGACUGAGCCCAUGGCUAUAGACAGCAACACCAAAUGUCCCCAGCAUGGGAAGCUCCUGGAGUACUACUGCCUGGAUGAUCAGACCUGUGUGUGCGUUUCCUGCGCCAUUGAAGACCAGCACCGUCUUCACAACAUGAAGACCUUCUCCACGGCCCACAAAGAGCUCCUGGAGAAGCUGAAAGCUGAGCAGAAGGACUUACAGGUGAAAACUGAGGAUGACAACAUGAGUCUGGAGAAGUGGGAGAAGAGUGAAAGAGAGAAGCUGGCUCGCAGCAGCGUGCGUCUCAUCGAGGCUGUGACGAAUCUGCGGGACGUUUCUCUGACCAGUGUCCAAAGUUCAGUCUCUGCUCGAAUGGUGUCCAUCAGAACCAGCAGGAGCAGCAUGCAGGCAGCACAGAACGAGAAAGACACCUUCAGAUUCCUGCAGAUGUACUCUCAGGUGAACCAGGAUGUAGAGAAAGCCAAGGCUGUGGAUCUGAGGAAAGGCUUAGAGCCGGGCCUCCAACGGGACAAACUGGUUCUGGAGAUAAGACAGAACGGGGAGAAGAUGGUGAACCAAGCGUCCAACUUUUUAGUAUCAUCGUUGACCCUGGUUGAUCCUGAAAGCCAUCUGGAUGUCAAUGAUUCUUCAGAUCUGAUCUUUGAACCCCAGACUUUCAAUUUCAGCAUGUCCAUGUCCAAAGACAAAAGGAGAAUUUUCUACAACACCUGGCUGGGUCAAUGUUCUGGUAUUUUUCUAAUCCAAAGCACCAAGUCAGUUCCCAACCAUCAGAGAUGGAUCCUCAGUCUUCCCAGUGAGGGUGAUUGGAUGAUUGGUUUGUGUGAUAAAAAGUCUGCAAAUAACCCGAUGAAUGGACCAGUCUAUGGACUGGUCUGUGAAGAUAACCACCUGAGCUGUGUUAAGAACCAUGCACAUCCUGGUACGUCAGAGAUACAACUUAAGAAACUGUCUCCAGUCCCCAGAUCUGAGAAGAAGAAGAAAGUGAUGGACAUACCCCAACCUGAAAUGGUGGAAGUGUUUUGGGAUGUCAAAGCCUCCAGGCUCUCCUUUUUCAGCAGAACUGGACAGUACCAGAGCGAAAAAAUAGUCAUAAUUGAAGCAACACCCAACAAAUGUGAGCUGGUUCCUUUUGUUAGGUUGGGAAAGGAAAAUACCCAGAGCUCCUCCAUGCAGGAAUGGAAAUGCUCUUGUGGCUGCAGCAUCUCUUUCAGAAGUUUAUUUAACAGGUCUUACCAGGCAAGUUGCCCCAACUGUGGAAAAAUAUUCAGUGGCCAGUUCAUCACUGAAAUUGUUUGUGAGCUUUGCUAAUUGUUUGUAACUUUAAUCAUAACUUUUACUGCCAACUAAUGAGCAUUAUGUGACCCGUGAUUGAUGGUUGUUUGUGAAUAUAUGAACACAAUUACUGGAGGAUUUUGAUUGAUUUGAAUCUUUAUUAUACUUUUCACUGCAGUCGGUUCAUCAUCAUUAGUUUGAUGAAUCAACACUAAUGUGGUUUGGGAUUUAAACAAAUAUGUAUUCUCCAUCCCAUCCAAAUGAUCUUUGUCUCCAUCUAGUGGUUAUAAAGGCAACUUAGUUUGUAAACAAUGUAACUGCUUUAUUAAAGAAUAAAAUCAGAGAA